Molecule: messenger RNA, 432 nt
Organism: Penicillium subrubescens
Lineage: Eukaryota; Fungi; Ascomycota; Eurotiomycetes; Eurotiales; Aspergillaceae
Exons: 1
Coding region: 1-432 (143 amino acids)
Source: RefSeq, a predicted model, not a curated record
AUGUCUCGGCGGGCCCUACCGCGCGAGUACUUCGAAGAGGAGGAAUUCGAGGUCGAACGGGAGCGAGAUCGGUAUCCACGAUCACGUCGACGGGAGCGUGAGUUUGAUGAGGAUGUCGAGUAUCGCCGACGCCGAUCAAUGCCUCCCGUCGAAGAUCUGGAGCGCAUGCAUAUCCGGGAUCGUCCACCACGCGACUUUGUCCGAGAGAGCUUUGCCCCGCCAAGGGAUUGGGGGCCCAUGGUGAGAAGAGAGAGAGAUGAGCUGGAAGAGCCACUACCAGGUCCUGAUCCAGAGGAAUAUCGGGUGCGCUCAUCACGCCGGCGCGGUAGUCAGAGUCACCGGCCUCGCGAAGUCGUCGAGGAAGAGGAGUCUGAGUUGAUCAUCGGGGGAGCGAGAGAGGCGCGGCAAUCGACGAUAUCGGAGACCGCGUGA